CAAGUAAUAUAAAUGUUAGCAUCUCGUUCCGUCUACCUUAAGUCCAUACACCUAGCCUCGACACGGAAUGUUGCUCGGGGGACGCUUCGAGAUAGCUGGUAGGACUCUAAAUUGCACUAAACGAUGCAAUCAAUUUGAAUUGCAGUCGAGUGCCAAGCUGGAAGUUCCUUGCAGCAAUCACAUGCAGUCUAUCAAUAGAAUCCGACUCAACUGCAACUGUGACUGUUUUGUAGCACAUACGUGAGCAUGAUCUUGUAUCUACGGAUCAUGCGCGAUGCGAUCCGGUUUCGUCGGGAUAAUAAAAUUAAUCGUACCGACUACCUGGACCAUCUGUUGCAGCUGCAGGAUCGUAAGCAGAUUACCGACAUCUGCCGAUACAGCGCUGGUUGGACCAAAGGAUCACAGGAUUCCAGUUAAGAAGGGAACGAUAGUUGUUCUGCCAUACUAUUCGAUCAACUACGAUCGCACAUACUACGAGGAUCCGUAUCGCUAUAAUCCGGAACGCUUUUCGCCCGCUAACGGUGGCAGCAAAGCGUACCGUGAGCGUGGCGUUUACUUUCCUUUCGGUGAUGGACCACGGAUGUGUCUUGGCAUGCGAUUCGCUCAGACACAGGUGAAGCGGUCAAUCGUAGAGAUUAUCGAGAAUUUCCAGAUCACGGUGAGCCGAAAGACAAGACCGUUCGAGAUGGACCCUUCGCAAUUCAUAUUAAUUCCCAACGGAAGUAUCUGGUAUAAACCCAUUCUGAUUCACGUUUAUGAUUCGGCAGCAGAACACAACAAUUUAUUUGGAACCGGUAGGGUUUUCCUGUAG
This is a messenger RNA of Anopheles aquasalis, 811 nucleotides long. RefSeq names its product probable cytochrome P450 28d1. Gene Ontology annotation, molecular function: iron ion binding; heme binding; monooxygenase activity. The record is from RefSeq and is a predicted model, not a curated record. NCBI's taxonomy places the organism in Eukaryota, Metazoa, Arthropoda, Insecta, Diptera, Culicidae.